Carya illinoinensis is the source of this 1096-nucleotide messenger RNA. Its product is annotated as formimidoyltransferase-cyclodeaminase-like. Bases 105 to 1007 code for a protein of 300 amino acids. Gene Ontology annotation, molecular function: transferase activity; folic acid binding. Lineage: Eukaryota; Viridiplantae; Streptophyta; Magnoliopsida; Fagales; Juglandaceae. The record is from RefSeq and is a predicted model, not a curated record. The transcript is spliced from 2 exons.
ACCGGGGGGCUUUUUUGCAGGUGGUGGUUGUUUGGUUCGAGAUAGCCAUAGCAUUAUCUCAAUCUCUUUCUUUGCAGUCCGUGGCAGGCAGUGAGGAGAAAAAUAUGUCAAAGUUGAUACUUGCUUGCUGCAAGGUAUACAUAUCUGAAAGCCGGAACAGGGCUGCGUUGGAGACAAUUGAACGAGCAGCCAAGCUAUACCCGGAAGCUGCCAUUAUCAAUAAGUUUGAAGAUGAGACUUACAAUAGAGUUGGUUACACCCUUGCCUCCAAGUUGCAUCCAAAGCCAUCUUGCGAUCCAUGUCCCUUGAGAAGCGCUGUGCUUGCCAUGGUUAAGGCAGCAUUUGAGACAAUUGACCUUGAGUUGCAUUGUGGAAGUCAUCCUCGACUUGGGGUUGUGGAUCACAUAUGCUUUCACCCCCUGGCAUAUGCUUCGUUGGACCAGACGGCAGGGGUUGCAAAGUCUUUGGCUGCAGAUAUUGGCUCUAGGAUGCAAGUCCCCACUUUUCUAUAUGGCGCUGCCCAUGAGGAGGGGAGAACGCUUGAUUCAAUCAGAAGAGAGCUGGGUUAUUUCAAGCCGAACUCCAGUGGAACACAAUGGGCUGGGGGGCCAAGGUCAGAGUCCCUGUUGCUAAAGCCAGAUGGGGGUCCAGCUCACAUGAGUGGAGCACAAGGGGUAGUGGUAAUUGGAGCAACCCGGUGGGUUGAUAACUACAAUGUCCCUGUCUUCUCUGCCGACAUUACUGCUCUUCGAAGAAUUGCAAAACGGGUAAGUGAAAGAGGAGGUGGACUUCCUUCAGUACAAGCCAUGGCACUAGCACAUGGUGAAGUAGUCACUGAGAUAGCUUGCAAUUUGUUGGAACCAAGUAAAGUUGGAGGAGAUAGGGUUCAGCAAGAAGUCGAGAGGCUUGCUACGGAAGAGGGCAUGGUUGUGGGGAAGGGUUACUUCACUGAUCUAUCACAGGAAGAAAUAGUUGACGCUUUCUUAAAAUUGGGUCCUUGCGUGUAAGCGAAAAUGAAAUGAUAAAGAAGCUAUUUUUUGGUUUGAACUUAUAUUAAAGGGUUUAUAAUGAAAGGUGAUUUUUCUGUCUUCGAUUA